ACCAUAUAAAGACGCAGAUUAGUGCGAAGACAAUAAAUUUAUCAUUUACUUCUCAAAACUCGAAGUAACUAAAAUGGGUGUCGACAUUCUGUUCAAAUUUGUGAUACUUAUAGCUGUUGUAGUACAUGGAUACGAAUUCCCUGAAAAUUUCAAAAGAUGCGAAACGGAUGAUAAAAAUUUGGAUACCUGCUUGGCUUCAACGAUACAGAAUGCAUUUCAAUUGAUUGGGACAUCCGGUAUCACAUCGCUAGGGCUUCCCUCAAUUGAUCCUCUGAAAGUGUCUAGCCUAGAAAUAGGAGCAGGAAGCAGUGCAGUCAACUUGGUUCAAAAGUACAAAAACGCCAGAGUCUAUGGAUUAACGAAAACCAAAGUUACAUCAGCACACUUGGAUUUGGAUAAAAAAGUUCUAACAUUCACCUUAGUACACCCUGAAAUGAGACAGGAAGCUGAAUAUAGCCUUAACGGAAAGAUUCUGGUGUUCCCUAUGUAUGGAAGUGGAGAUUCAGUACUACUAUUCAAGGAACCAACCUUUGAUCAUACAAUUACUUUCAAAGAACAUACCAAAAAUGGCAAGAGAUACUUUCACGUGGAGACCUACAAAUUGAACAUCGCCAUUAAGGGUGCGAAAUAUGACUUCGAAAAUCUAUUUGAUGGUGACAAAAAUUUGGCAGAAAGCAUUCUGAAAGUAGUCAAUGAGAACUGGGACGUUAUUUUCGGCGACGUCAAAAGUGGGGUGGAGAAUGCCUAUGCUACUGUAUUCAAAUCAAUAGCCAGAAAAUUCUUCAAUACUAUUCCUGUUGACGAAAUCUUUCUCAAAUAAUUCUCUUGAUGAUAAUUAUGUUAUCAUCAACUAUCUAUGGAAAUAUUAUGAAUAUCUGUUAUUGUAAUAUAAUACGUAUUAUGAAAUCUG
This is a messenger RNA of Phaedon cochleariae (mustard beetle), 910 nucleotides long. Lineage: Eukaryota; Metazoa; Arthropoda; Insecta; Coleoptera; Chrysomelidae. The record is from the annotation of a GenBank genome assembly.